AUGAUUGCCCUGCUGGAUCUCCCGCUGGAGUUGCCACUCGAUGCUCCUGCGCGCAAGGCCGGCCUCACCCUCUUCACCAGCGGCCUGCCAGAGUACCUCGCUAGAUGUACAUCUCUCUCUCUCUCUCUUACUUUGAGUCUUAUUAGGUACAUUGAUCUGCCGUCGCUGAUAUCAUGGCUCUCGGCUCGCCAGUACGCUCCCGAAGGCGGCUUCUCAGGCAGAACCAACAAGCUCGUCGACGGCUGCUACAGUCACUGGGUCGGCGGAUGCUGGCCCCUGAUCCAGCAGGCUUUGUCUGACCCAACUUCAGACUCCGAGUCCGAGUCGGACUGCGAACCCCUUUCCGCCCUCUACAGUCGCGAGGGCUUGACCAGAUAUAUCCUCAACUGCUGCCAGUCGCAGCAUGGCGGCCUGCGAGACAAGCCGGGGAAUGUCCAGCACAGACAUGUCAAUGUCAACUCCAACACCAGCAUCGAUGCAAGCAGUGGCUCCCUCGACGCUGCGUUCGGAUGGAGGUCUUCUCCCCUUUCGAUCAACAACAACGACGCUGCGGCUGCUGACACGGUGUAUGAGGCUAGAGACCGGCUGGCGGCACUGCACCCUCUUUUCGUCAUUCCGCAUGCUGCUGUCGACGCCAUUCAUUCAUGGUGCAGAGCCAAUCCCAUCUCCAUCUAA
Molecule: messenger RNA, 675 nt
Organism: Trichophyton verrucosum HKI 0517
Lineage: Eukaryota; Fungi; Ascomycota; Eurotiomycetes; Onygenales; Arthrodermataceae
Product: Rab geranylgeranyltransferase, beta subunit
Exons: 3
Coding region: 1-675 (224 amino acids)
Biological process (GO): protein farnesylation
Cellular component (GO): protein farnesyltransferase complex
Molecular function (GO): protein farnesyltransferase activity
Source: RefSeq, a predicted model, not a curated record